AUGCCACCUCAGUCCCCACCCCCUAAACCCCAAAACUUCACCUUCUUCCACGGCCACCGCAAGCCCUCACAGAACCGCCCUACAGUCCGCGGCGGCCUCUUCUCCAACCGCGUCUCCCUCCCAAACCGCAGAUACCCCACCGCCGCCCCCCAACCUCAGUCCUUCGAACUCUCCAAAUGGGAUCCACACCUCCCCCAAUCCUCGCCGUCCACUUCAUCAUCCAACCCUGCCGACACGACACUCCUCUCAUUUCUCUCCCCUAUCGCUCGCUUCAUUCUCGACGCGUUCCGCAAGAACCAGAACCACUGGGGCCCACCAGUCGUCUCGGAGCUCCGAAAGCUCCGCCGGGUUACGCCCGACCUCGUUGCCGAGGUGCUCAAGGUCCAAAACGACCCCGUCUCCGCUUCCAAGUUCUUCCACUGGGCAGGUAAGCAAAAGGGUUUCAAGCACACUUAUGCUUCCUACAAUGCCUUGGCCUAUUGUCUGAACAGGUCCAACCGGUUCCGGUCCGCGGACCAAGUCCCAGAGUUGAUGGACUCGCAGGGCAAACCGCCCAGCGAGAAACAGUUUGAGAUUCUCAUCAGAAUGCACUCCGAUGCCAAUAGAGGUCUUAGGGUUUAUUACGUGUAUGAAAAAAUGAAGAAAUUUGGAGUUAAACCCAGGGUUUUCUUGUACAAUAGGAUCAUGGAUGCGUUAGUGAAGUCGGGUUAUUUGGAUUUGGCAUUAUCGGUUUACGAAGACUUUAGGGGUGAUGGGUUGGUCGAGGAGAGUGUUACUUUUAUGAUCUUGAUAAAGGGUCUUUGUAAAAUGGGAAGAAUGGAUGAAAUGUUGCAGCUUUUGGAGAGAAUGAGGGUGAAUUUGUGUAAACCUGACGUGUUUGCAUACACGGCAAUGGUUAAGGUUUUGAUUUCAGAGGGGAACUUGGACGGCUGUUUGAGGGUUUGGGAGGAAAUGAAGAGAGAUAGGGUAGGGGCAGACGUUAUGGCAUAUGCAACUCUGGUUACGGGUCUGUGUAAGGGAGGGAGGGUGGAGAAAGGAUACGAGUUGUUUAGGGAGAUGAAGGUUAAGGGUUUCCUGAUUGAUAGAGCUAUUUACGGGGUGUUGAUUGAGGGGUUCGUGGCAGACAGGAAGGUUGGAGCGGCAUGUGAUUUGUUGAAGGAUUUGAUGGAUUCAGGAUAUAGGGCAGAUUUGGGGAUAUAUAAUUCUCUUAUUGAGGGUUUAUGUAAUGCGAAGCGGGUUGACAAAGCUUAUAAGAUUUUCCGAGUUACAGUUCAAGAGGGUCUUCAGCCAGAUUUUGCUACGGUGAAUCCCAUUUUGGUGUCUUAUGCUGAGAUGAGAAGAAUGGAUAACUUUUGCGAUAUGCUUGCAGAGAUGGAGAAAUUUGAUUUUCCUGUUAUUGAUGAUCUUUCAAAAUUCUUUUCCUUUAUGGUAGGAAAGGAGGAUGGAGUCCCUUUAGCUUUGGAAGUGUUUGGGGAGUUGAAAGUUAAAGGUUAUUAUAGUGUUGGAAUCUACAAUAUCCUUAUGGGAUCCCUCCACAAAUCUGGGAAAGUGAAGAAAGCAUUGUCUCUCUUUAAUGAAAUGAAGGAUGUGGAUUUGCAGCCCGAUGCGUCUACUUAUAGCAUUGCAAUUAUGUGUUUUGUUGAAGAUGAGGACAUCCAUGAGGCUUGUGCCUCUCAUAAUAAGAUAAUUGAGAUGUCUUGUGUUCCUUCUAUCUCUGCUUAUUGUUCUCUUGCAAGAGCUCUUUGCAAAGUUGGCGAGAUUGAUACAGUUAUGCUGCUUGUUCGUGACUGCUUAGCCAGUGUGACAAGUGGGCCCAUGGAAUUCAAGUAUUCUCUUACCAUUCUCCAUGCUUGUAAAUCUAAUAAUGCUGAGAAGGUGAUUGAAGUACUAAAUGAGAUGAUGCAGCAGGGUUGUCCUCUGGAUGAUGUUAUAUACUCUGCUAUAAUCUCUGGCAUGUGUAAGCAUGGAACAAUAGAGGAGGCAAGGAAGAUAUUUUCUAAUUUGAAAGAGCGCAAACUUUUAACAGAAGCCAACAUGAUUGUGUAUGAUGAAGUAUUAAUUGAACACAUGAAGAAGAAGACGGCAGAUCUGGUGGUGUCAGGAUUGAAGUUUUUUGGUUUAGAAUCCAAGUUGAAAGCAAAGGGUUGUAAACUGCUGUCAGGAUGA
Messenger RNA from Prunus armeniaca (apricot), 2166 nucleotides. The record is from the annotation of a GenBank genome assembly. Lineage: Eukaryota; Viridiplantae; Streptophyta; Magnoliopsida; Rosales; Rosaceae.